Molecule: messenger RNA, 658 nt
Organism: Notothenia coriiceps (black rockcod)
Lineage: Eukaryota; Metazoa; Chordata; Actinopteri; Perciformes; Nototheniidae
Gene: sh3bp1
Product: SH3-domain binding protein 1
Exons: 7
Coding region: 55-651 (198 amino acids)
Biological process (GO): signal transduction; regulation of Rac protein signal transduction; positive regulation of GTPase activity
Cellular component (GO): cytoplasm; cytosol; intracellular anatomical structure
Molecular function (GO): protein binding; GTPase activator activity
Source: RefSeq, a predicted model, not a curated record
GUGUGUGUGUGUGUGUGUGUGUGUGUGUGUGUGUGUGUCAGGAGGGUGCUGGAGAUGUGCUGCUUCAUGGAGAAGAUGCUGGCCAGCAUGCUCGCAGACUUUGAGAUGAAGGUGGAGAAAGAUGUUUUGGAGCCGCUGAACAAGCUCAGCGAGGAUGAUUUACCGGAGAUUCUCAAGAACAAGAAGCAGUUUGCAAAGCUCACUACAGACUGGAACAGCGCCAGAACCAAGAGCCAGGCCAGCACGGGUCCUCAGGCAAAGCAGGACGGGCUGAGGGAGGAAGUGGAAGAAGCCUGGAGGAGGUUAGAGAGCAUCAAGGAUGAGUACUCUGCAGAUCUGUAUCACUUUGCAACCAAAGAAGACGACUACGCUAACUACUUCAUCCGCCUUCUGGAGCUGCAGGCCGAGUAUCACAAACACUCCCACGAGUUCCUGGACAAAAACAUCAGCGAGCUCAAAGAGAACCACAGUCAAAAAGGGUCACAGCUGAGCCUCUCCAAUCAGAAGGUGUACGGCGAGCCUCUUCUCUCUCAUCUGUCUGAGAGCAACAGAGAAAUCGCUGUUCCAAUCGAGGAGUGUAUCCACAUGUUGCUGAGAACAGGCAUGACUGAGGAGGGUCUGUUUCGGUCUCGCGGCGGCGUGCCUCGGUGAGUGAAGA